This is a messenger RNA of Saccharomycodes ludwigii, 324 nucleotides long. RefSeq names its product 60S ribosomal protein eL33 (gene RPL33A). Bases 1 to 324 code for a protein of 107 amino acids. The transcript is spliced from 2 exons. Gene Ontology annotation, biological process: ribosomal large subunit biogenesis; cytoplasmic translation. NCBI's taxonomy places the organism in Eukaryota, Fungi, Ascomycota, Saccharomycetes, Saccharomycodales, Saccharomycodaceae. Gene Ontology annotation, cellular component: cytosolic large ribosomal subunit; ribosome. The record is from RefSeq and is a predicted model, not a curated record. Gene Ontology annotation, molecular function: structural constituent of ribosome.
AUGGCUGAAUCUCACAGAUUGUACGUCAAAGGUAAGCACUUAUCAUACCAAAGAUCCAAGAGCGUUAACAACCCAAACUGCUCUUUGAUUAAAAUUGAAGGUGUUGCUAACCCACAAGAUGCCAAAUUCUACUUGGGUAAGAGAAUUGCUUACGUUUACAGAUGUUCUAAAGAAGUUAGAGGUUCAAAAAUUAGAGUUAUCUGGGGUAAGGUCACCAGAACUCACGGUAACUCCGGUGUUGUCAGAGCUAAGUUCAGAACUAACUUGCCAGCCAAGACUUUUGGUGCCUCUGUCAGAAUCUUUUUGUACCCAUCUAACAUCUAG